CGUGGGGAAUGCAGCUGGUGCUGCCCGGAGGGUACAGAUGGCGAUGCCCUGGAAGUAGCUGCUGUACUGGGGGGAGAAGAUGGGGGUAGAGGGAGGAUGGUUUCAUCUUGCAGAUGCCGCACUCCCUGCCCGCAGUGGCAGUGGGGAAAGCAGUGGGCAGGGAGGGGUGCUGCCUCUUUCCUCCCCUCCUUCUCUAACACCACCCCCUCCCCACACCCCUGUGCCUCUCUCUCCUCAGCACUUGCUCCUCUUCCUGCUCUUCGUUGGACCUUUCAACUGCUUUGCCAGUUACAGCCGUGCCACCGAGCUCUUCUACAGCCUGAACGAGGGGCUGCCGGCCGGGGUGCUCAUCGGCAGCCUGGCCCGUGACCUGCGGCUGCCGACAGCUGGUGGGCAGCACCCUAUGGCCCCCCAGCCCCCACUCUCCUUCACCCUGGCCUCCCGUGGCUUGGGGGGACAGUAUGUGCAACUGGACAACCGUUCCGGGGAGCUGCACACCUCAGCCGUGGAGAUUGACCGGGAAGCUCUGUGUGUGGAGAGCAGUGAGGCCACCAUCUUCGGGGGAGCAGCUGCUGCCUCCUCUUCCUCUUCCUCACCCUCAUCUGAGUCGUGCCUGCUGCUGCUGGAUGUGCUGGUGCUGCCACAGGAGUACUUCCGCCUAGUGAAGGUAAAAAUUGCUAUCCGGGAUGUCAACGACAAUGCGCCUUGCUUCCCUGUGCCUCACAUCCACCUCUCGGUGCCUGAGAAUGCACCUGUGAACACCCGCCUGGCUAUCGAGCACCCUGCCCUUGACCCCGACGUGGGCACGAACAGUGUCCAGACCUACCGCCUGCGAGAUAACUACGGGGUCUUCACCCUGGAUGUGGAGGAGAAUGAGAGCGGGGAGAGGACUCCCUACCUGAUUAUUAUGGGGGCUCUGGACAGGGAGACACGCGAGGAGUAUGUCACAGUCAUUGUUGCUGAGGAUGGGGGGACUCCUCCGCUCGUGGGAAGUGCCACCCUCACUAUUGACAUCAGUGACAUCAAUGACAAUUGCCCCCAGUUCAGCGACUCGCAGCUUAACAUCACCCUUUAUGGGAAUUCCAGCCUAGGGACACACGUGGCCACUGUCCACGCAGUAGACAUGGACCUUGGAUCCAAUGCCCAGAUCACCUACUCCUACAGCCAGAAGGUCCCCCAGCCAUCCAGAGACUUGUUCCAUCUGGACGAAAGCACAGGAGCCAUCAUGCUCUCCAGUAAAGUUGAUGGGGACACUCCAAAGCUUCACAGGCUGAUCAUACUGGGCAACGGUCCUGGUUGUAUCCCUGCCGUGAUCACAGUGCUAGUGACCAUCAUCAAAGUCAUGAUGAGGCCACCUCAAGUUGUCCCUCGUUUCAUAGCUAAUGAAGUGGAAGGGGUGGUGUAUUUGAAGGAACUGGAGCCUGUCAACACACCGAUAGCAUUUUUUACCAUCAAAGACCCUGAUGAAAAAUACAAAGUCAAUUGCUAUUUAGAUGGUGAUGGGCCUUUCAGACUUUCACCAUACAAGCCAUACAACAAUGAAUACCUGUUAGAGACCACAAAGCUUUUGGACUACGAGACACAGCAGCUGUAUGAAAUAUCUGUAGUUGCAUGGAACUCAGAAGGAUUUCAUGUCAACAAAAUAAUCAAAGUACAGGUUCUGGAUGACAAUGACAACUCGCCAGUUUUCUCUCAACAGCUGAUAGAAUUAUCUAUUGAGGAAAACAAUGUUCCCAAUGCUUUCUUAACCAAACUGCAUGCUACUGAUGCUGACAGUGGAGAAAGAGGGCAAGUUUCCUAUUUCUUAGGUCCUGAUGCCCCUUCCUAUUUUGCUUUAGAUAAAACCACAGGAGUUCUUACCGUUUCCACCCAGCUGGACAGAGAAGAAAAAGAAAAAUACAGAUAUACUGUCAAAGCAGUAGAUUCUGGGUUCCCUCCAAGAGAAUCAAUAGCAACUGUCACCAUCACUGUAUUGGAUAAAAAUGAUAAUAGCCCAAGAUUUAUCAAUAAGGAUUUCAGCUUUUUCGUGCCAGAAAACUUUCCAGGUUUUGGUGAAAUUGGAGUUAUAAGUGUCACAGAUGCUGAUGCAGGGCAGAAUGGAUGGGUUGCCCUAUCAGUUCUGAAUGGAAGUGAUAUUUUUGUCAUAGAUACUGGGAAAGGAGUUUUGAGAGCUAAAGUCUCCCUGGACAGGGAGCAGCAAAGCUCCUACGUUCUGUGGAUUGAAGCAGUGGACGGUGGUGAUCCUGCCCUGUCUUCUACAGCAAAAAUAACUAUCCUUCUUCUGGACAUAAAUGACAACCCCCCUUUGGUCUUGUUUCCUCAGUCUAAUAUGUCUUAUUUACUGGUCCUUCCUUCUACCCUUCCUGGCUCUCCCAUCACUGAGGUCUAUGCUGUCGAUAAGGACACUGGCAUGAAUGCAGUCAUAGCUUACAGCAUCAUAGGAAGAAGAGGCCCUCGACCGGAGUCAUUUAGGAUUGAUCCUAAAACUGGUAAUAUCACCUUGGAAGAGUCACUGAUGCAAAAUGACUAUGGGCUCUACCGGCUGCUUGUAAAGGUUAGUGAUCACGGCUAUCCAGAACCUCUCCAUUCCACCGUCAUGGUGAACCUUUUCGUCAAUGACACUGUUAGCAAUGAGAGCUACAUUGAGAGUUUGUUAAGAAAGGAGCCUGAUAUCAGUGUAGAAGAAAAGCAGCCACAAAUUUCCAUAGAGCCUGCACAUAAAAAAUUGGAGUCAGCAUCCUGCAUGCCUACCUUGGUAGCUCUGUCAAUAAUAAGCUUGGGUUCAACUGCUUUAGUAACAGGGAUGGGCAUUUACAUCUGUCUAAGAAAAGGGAAAAAGCAUCACAGACCAGAUGAAAACUUGGAAGUACAAAUCCCAUUAAAUGGAAGAAUUAACCUGCACAUGUUGGAGAAGAAACCAAUGGAGAUUUCUAACAUUUGACAUUUCUUUGUGGAUAAAUCCAAGAUCUGAAAAACCUUAGACAACUCUGAAACAUGUAACCGUGGGUUGUUUUGACAGAGGUUGCAAUGAAGGACUGCUAAUUUAUAACUUAAUAAUAUUAUAAAUGUAAAUAGCUGUUUACAGUUUUUUAAAUUCAAAUUCAGUGUACAGCUUUUUUUAUGAAACCUUAGUAACUAACAGCUAGCACCCUGUCUAUAAAAACGUGGGUAUCAUUUGCAGCUUUCAUAAAUCAAUAAGAUCAGUGCUCAUAAAAAAGAGGAAGGUAAGAUGAUUCUUUAAACUCAAGUUUUAAAAGUCUUUUUAACCACAAGAGGGCAUCAGAUGCUCCUGAGCAGGGAACUGUUCGAGGAACUGUCCAUGAGAUAAACACAGAGUAUAUUUUAAAUAUAUUGGUUUUAAUAUAAAAUACACAUUGGCAUACAGACAUUUAACCACAAGGAAAAGAAAUGUCUGUCCCGAUGUAUGUAUAAUUAAAAGAAUAAAGACAUUAAAAUGCACUAGUAAUAAAGAAAAAAAAAAAAAAAAAAAAAAAAAAAAAGCAACGGAAUGUUUAUUACCUCACAAGUAAAGCUUAUACAGUAGGAUAGAAAAGGCAUUAACAAGAAGUGCAAUUCCUGUUGAGCAAGAAUGCAAGAUAUUGUAAUGAGAAUAUGAACUGUUGUGACAUAUCAUCUUUCAUUUACUCCAGAUCUCACACACAUUAUCAUUUGC
Messenger RNA from Athene cunicularia (burrowing owl), 3673 nucleotides. RefSeq names its product protocadherin 20 (gene PCDH20). The transcript has a single exon. Gene Ontology annotation, biological process: homophilic cell-cell adhesion. The coding region runs from base 80 to 2941 and encodes 953 amino acids. NCBI's taxonomy places the organism in Eukaryota, Metazoa, Chordata, Aves, Strigiformes, Strigidae. The record is from RefSeq and is a predicted model, not a curated record. Gene Ontology annotation, cellular component: plasma membrane. Gene Ontology annotation, molecular function: calcium ion binding.